Messenger RNA from Dovyalis caffra, 249 nucleotides. Lineage: Eukaryota; Viridiplantae; Streptophyta; Magnoliopsida; Malpighiales; Salicaceae. The record is from the annotation of a GenBank genome assembly.
AUGAGGGCCAAGUUGGCCCAGCACAAUAAACCAAACAAAGAUGGUCCAAGUGGCGUGCAUGGAUUUCGAUCCCAUAGAUAUACAAAAAGAACUGGAUCCAUUAACCUAGCUAAUUAUAGUAAGCUCAAGUUGGAGGACAAGCACCGUGUUGGGGUGGAGAGGGAUAUGGAAUCCCCGAAAGAGAUUAGGAAAUUAGCAAGUUGGAUCGUGGCAUGUACUAGGAAAAUCAUGAAGCAAGACCCCAACUAG